Triticum turgidum subsp. durum (durum wheat) is the source of this 243-nucleotide messenger RNA. NCBI's taxonomy places the organism in Eukaryota, Viridiplantae, Streptophyta, Magnoliopsida, Poales, Poaceae. The record is from the annotation of a GenBank genome assembly.
AUGGCGAAGAAUGGAGGAGAGGGCCCAGCGAUCGGCAUCGACCUGGGCACCACCUACUCGUGCGUCGGCGUGUGGCAGCACGACCGAGUGGAGAUCAUCGCCAAUGACCAGGGCAACCGCACCACGCCCUCCUACGUUGGCUUCACCGACACCGAGCGCCUCAUCGGCGACGCCGCCAAGAACCAGGUCGCCAUGAACCCCACCAACACCGUCUUCGUAUGUAGUCUGAAUUUUGUUUUCUAA